AGCUAACCCAUUUGCUCUCCUCAAAUAUUCCACUAUGCCUUCUGCAAUGAUUCUCAUCGCCGAUGGAACUGAAGAAAUGGAAUUCACGAUCACAUACGACACACUCGUUCGGGCAGGCGUUCAGUGUCGUUCUGUCUUUAUUCCAGAGCCGAAAUUCUCCGAGUUUGCAGGCUCUUCGAGCCCUCCCAUAGUCAAAGGAUCCAGAGGUAUCAACAUCAUGCCCGAUGCGUACUUCGACGCUAGUCAAUGUGGUCCUGACAAGUUCGACGUCAUGGUCAUCCCCGGAGGUGCUAAAGGAGCAGAGACAAUGUCACAAAAUUCACAAGUGCAGACCCUAGUUCGAGAUUUCUUGGCCCAAAAGAAACUAGUGGGGAUGAUCUGUGCAGGGAGUCUUUCUGCCCUUACCUCCGAUCUUCCUAAGCAGCCUUUGACAUCUCAUCCUUCUGUUAAAUCAAAACUUGUCGACAAUUUCGAGUACUCCGAAGACGCUGUUGUUAUUUCUGGAAAUCUCAUUACUACGUGCGUACCUCUAUUUUGUGGUGAUUACCCUGAUAUACCUCAACCCUUCUAGUCGUGGACCCGGGACCACAUUUCCUUUCGCCCUGACCCUAGUGGAGCUUCUCUGCGGCAAAGAAAAACGUGCUGAGGUUUAUGGACCGAUGGUGUUCCCUGUUGGAACGCCCUGGUAAUCAUUGAACUUGGUAUCGCGGACGGAUGUACUCUUAGGACUAGACCAUGAGCAAAAAUUGUACAGUAUUUCCCCCUGUUCAAAUGCUGCAACAGGCGUAACACC
Molecule: messenger RNA, 793 nt
Organism: Marasmius oreades (fairy-ring Marasmius)
Lineage: Eukaryota; Fungi; Basidiomycota; Agaricomycetes; Agaricales; Marasmiaceae
Exons: 5
Coding region: 35-571 (178 amino acids)
Biological process (GO): guanine deglycation, glyoxal removal; protein deglycation, glyoxal removal
Cellular component (GO): cytosol; nucleus
Molecular function (GO): protein deglycase activity
Source: RefSeq, a predicted model, not a curated record